Molecule: messenger RNA, 6015 nt
Organism: Xenopus laevis (African clawed frog)
Lineage: Eukaryota; Metazoa; Chordata; Amphibia; Anura; Pipidae
Gene: parp14.5.L
Product: protein mono-ADP-ribosyltransferase PARP14
Exons: 18
Coding region: 203-5701 (1832 amino acids)
Source: RefSeq, a predicted model, not a curated record
CAGAAGAGACGGAAUAUGAAACCAGAGACAAACAGAUCACAGAGCCUGACACUCCCAGUUUGUUAGAAAUGAAACAGAAACAAAACCUCUCCCUCCAAACAACAGUGAAUGCUUCAUACUACCCCUUCCAAGGAUCUCCUCUGGCGACCCACGAUAACCUGUCAAUUCUAACUGCAAACACCACACUCACGCUGCCCCGAGCAUGGGGGACACUGAGGCUUUCCAGUUUCCAGUGGCCCUGGAGUGGGAUCUGGGCCCUGAGAAGCUGAAGGAACUGAAGAACAAGCUACUUUUGUAUUUCCAGAGCAAGAGCAGAUCAAAUGGAGGGGAAUGUGUGAUCAAGGACCUCGACUGCACCCAGGGAUAUAUCCUCAUCCACUUCAGACAAGAAACAGCUAUGCAGCAGGUUUUGCAGAAAGAGAAUCACAAACUGACAUUAUCUGGUGGAAAGAAACUAAAGUUAAAUGUCAGACAACCUGGGGCAAUUCAUCCAGAUCAGGACAAGGCUGAAAAUAAUCAACAAUCUCAAGAAAGUCUCCAAAACCUUGUUGCAGAGCAAGUGCCCCAGGAACCAAAUACAGGAUCGAAUGAUUCCCUACCUCCUGUGAUCCUGAUUGGGAAUGUCCAGGUCUCCUCUUCUCUUGAGAUGUUAAACCUCCUGGUGGAGAAUGUCAGCAGCAAACAAGAGGAUUUAGACUUCCACGUAGAGAUGAUUCCUGAGAUCUGCUCUGCUGCUCUCACCUUCACUUGUAACGUUGAUAUCCCCAGCUUUUUGGAUGACUUCUCCAGAAAUCACAGGGUGAAACAAUUCAAACUCACAGCAAAGUCUUUGGAGGACACUAAUAUUAUCAGGGCAGAGAAUCUGCCCCCAAACACAUGCGAGGAUCACCUGAUAAUUUACUUUGAGAGUUCACAGCAUGGAGCAGGCAGAGUUGAGGAUGUUGUACUUAUUCCAGAAGAGGAUGCUGCAGUAAUAACAUUUCCUGAUACAAGAGCUGCCAAGAUGGUGAUGGAGAAACAGCAUGUGUUUGGGAAGAGGCUGAUUUCAGUGUAUCCAUUCUACGAGUCCCCAGGCAUAACUCUAUAUGGGAAGAAGGGACCAUGUGUAACAUUACCCGAACCUCUGGAGGUGCCAAUCAGUCCUUAUGUACUGGAAUUCAUACUGGGAGAAUUACAGAUAAAAGACAACAUAGACAAAAAGAUGGCAGAUAAGAAUUGUGACAUCACAUGGCCAGAUCCAAACUGCCCUAAUCUCACCAUUAAACUCUCCAUUCCCAGCUCCAUAUCAUCUCAUUUCAGGACAAUGGCAAAGAUUGUACGGACAUGGAACGAUCAGGUUUACACUGAAUUCUCCCUUAUUAUUUCCAAGUUUAAAGCUGCAGAAUACAAAAUUAAUCCAUCAGUUUGGGAAGCCAUCAAAGGAGAAGUCAGCAGCCCAACAUAUGAGGAAGUUUUGGUCAAACCAGACCUUGCCAAACAGAAAGUCUUCCUUGCAGGACUCUCCAAGGAUAUUACUAAGAUAGAAGAAACCUUUAGAGAACUGAUAGAAAAUACCACCCAGGAGAUUUAUAGACAAAAUGAAAGCUUGGUUAAAACCAUGCCCCUCUCUCCUGCUCUCUAUGAAAUCAUGAAAAGAAGUGGCCUUGAGAAGAGCCUACAGAAAUCAUUUCCAAAGGUAAAGAUCUCCUAUGAUGUAGAAAGAAAGAAUAUUGAGCUCUAUGGGCUGAAAGAGGAAGUGUUUGGAUCACAAUGUGAAAUACUAAACUUGGAAAAAGGUUUCAAAAGCAAACCCAUUACUCUUGAGGAUCACAUGGUAAAAUUCCUGAUCGCAGCAGGGCAUGAAGAACUCUCAUGUUUUCUCUUUAUACAGCACAAUAUUAAAACAAUGUUUAAGAUUGAGGAUGAUAAAGUCAGUUUGAUUGGAUUCUCCAUAAAAGAUCUGUCAGAUGCAGAAGAACAAAUGAGAUGUGAGUUAGACUGUAAGCAACUUACUGUUGAAGACAAGAUGAUUAUCCAAAAACCUGAAUGGAAAAGUUUAAAGGAACUUGUGCAUGGAACAUUUAAUGCUGAGACACAAACCAUUGUGAUUGAGGAGUUUCCCAGAGCAGCAGAGAAUCAGGUGGUUAUUGCUGGUCUGGCUCCCAGUGUAGGGAUCGCUUCCCAACAGAUCCAUGACUUUCUAGAGAAAAACACUACUAUACAGAAGGAAAUCAAGGUAAAAUCGGUAGCGGUCAUGCAGUUUUUCAUGGAGAAGAAGGAGCAGGAUGUGAAAAAAAUAAAAAAGAAUAUUGAGCUUGAGAUGAAGCACAGGACUAUCUCCAUGUGGGGUCCAAGACUAUACGUUCAAGAAGCAGCUGGAUUUAUAGAAAAUGUAUUGUCUUCUCUGCACUGGGAUGUACUGCAGAUUAGGAAGCCUGGAGCCAAGAAGUUCUAUGUGAGGAACAAAGAGAUGCAUGUUACUACCGCAAAGAAUAAAUACAACUGUGUGAUACACUUACAAGAAGAUGGAGAAGAUGGAUUUAUUUCUGAUGUGACAUGUGAAGGUGUACUACAUUAUCAAGUGAAUCUGCCAGGUGAAGUGACUGUUGCAGUCUAUAAAGAUGACCUGACCCGUCACUCUGUAGAUGUUGUAGUUAAUGCAGCCAAUGAAAAUCUGAUGCAUGUUGGGGGACUGGCAAUGUCCCUAUUGAGAGCUGCAGGACCCAAACUGCAAACUGAUUCUGAUCUCAUUAUUAAAGCACAAGGGAGGUUAUCGACUGGUGAGUCAGUGAUUACAGAUGCUGGGAAUCUGCCAUGCAAACAGGUUAUACACACUGUAGGGCCUAUAUGGAACUCAAACUGUCCAGGAAAAUGUGAUCGGCAGCUCCGGAAAGCAAUAACUAGUGGCUUAGAUCUGGCUGCACGUAAAGGACACAGGUCCAUUGGGAUCCCAGCUCUCAGCUCAGGGAUUUUUGGAUUUCCAUUAAAAAGAUGUGUGGCCCAUAUCCUCGAGUCGAUUAAGGAAUAUGUGGAGGAUAACUCUGCACACAGCAGCAUUAAACAAAUCCAUCUCGUUGCUCAUGAUUCAACUACAGUCCAGGCCUUUACAGAUGCUCUCAGAGCUGGAUCUGAAAAGCAGAAUGUUGGAUCAGCACCGAAAGCAACAAGUGUCGUCUCAGUUAAUAAACGUGAGAAGUCACCAGCCAGAGUCACCAACUCUCAGCAAGAGACUGUAACAACCAAGGAGGGGCUUAUCAUUAAGAUUAUCCAGAAGGCGAUUGAAGACUCCACUACUGAUGUCAUUGUGAACAGUGUGGGGCAGACGCUCCAACUAAAAGAUUGGCAGAUAAGCAGAGCCUUGUCCAGGCGGGCUGGACCUCAACUACAGCAGCUCCUGUUGGAUAGCAGCCAAGGGGCAUCAGUGCAAAUUGGAUCAGUACUCUCUACUGACAGCUGUGACCUCAAGUGUGCGAAGGUUCUUCAUGUUGUGAUGUCACAAUCGGACCGCAGGAUAGGAGCAUCUGAGAGGGUACUCAGGAGAAGUAUAAAAACCUGCCUGAAGCUGACUGAACAAUACGGCUUGCAAUCAAUAUCAAUUCCAGCUAUUGGCACAGGAAAACUGGGUUACCCUAAGAAUCUGGUGGCAGGCACAAUGUUUGACACAAUUUCAGACUUCAGUGCUAAUUCACAAAGUCUCCAAGAAAUAAAUAUUGUCCUUCACCCGAAAGAUACAGAGAAUAUCCAGGUAUUUACCACUGAACUUCGCAAGCGCUGCAGCGAGGAUUCCUCUAGUGAAAAAGGCAUACAUUUUGCUUCCAGAACAGCAUCAACAGCAUCUAAUUUCUUUGGAACAGUGACAAGCCCAACACUCGGGGUCCAUGAGAUGAGAAUUGGCCCUAUUACCUACCAGGUGAAGACCGGAGACAUCACCAAGGAGAAUACGGAUAUUAUUGUGAAUUCAACCAACAAUACCUUCAACCUCCAAUCAGGGGUCUCCAAAGCAAUUCUAGAUGCAGCGGGACCAAGUGUAAUUUUAGAAUGUCAGCAGCUUGGGUUGAACCCUUCCUCCCCUUCUUCCACUUCUUCAGCAAUGGGUAGGAUGCUUGCAGUCCUCUCCGCCUCUGCAAUAAAUGGGCAACAGUCUCAGACAAGCUACAUCAUGACUCAAGGUGGGAACCUUCAGUGCAAUAAUAUCAUCCAUGUGGUAGGACAGACAGACCCAAAGUGUAUCCAGGAAUGUGUCCGGGACCUCCUGCAGGAGUGUAACAGACUGCAAAUGACUUCAGUUGCCUUUCCGGCCAUGGGAACAGGUGCGGGAGGUGUUGCUGCCAAUGUGGUCGCUGAUGCCAUGUUGGACGGAGUUGAGGAUUUUGUCAAAGCGCAAGCAGCACCGUCCGUUAAGACUGUCACAAUCGUAAUAUUCCAACAGCCCAUGCUCAAUGACUUCUAUACGAGUAUGAAGGGAAAGGAAGGGACAGCUGUGUCUCAGCCAAAAUCCACUUUCCGCAAAUUAUACUCUUUGGUUCUACCAGCCAAGAAGAAGCCCAUCCAGAAGUUGACGGCAUUUCAAUUAACUGAUAAUACUGAUCCAGCCAUUAUACACCUCUGUGCGGCCGCUAAGAAGGAUGUCACUGAUACCAGGAAGUGGCUUGAGAAACUGAUUGUAGAAGAGCAGUGUGAGAAUGAUCUCCAGGAGGAGUGGGUCGCUGAUUUUGAAGAAACUGAGCGGCAGACGCUAUCAGAUUUACAGAAGAGGCUCCAGAUCUCUAUAGAGUAUGAACCUUCCACUCCUUCUGUGAAGGUCUCAGGCCUCACCAGGGAUGUUAUGGAGGCAACCAAAGAAAUCCAAGGAAUGAUAAAGCAAAUAAGGGACAAGAAAACCAAGGAACGUGAGGCGGAGCUGUUCAGUAACCUGGUGGAGUGGCAUUACCACGAUGGCAGGAGAAUGGUCCCAUUUGAUAAACUAACAAACCUAAAACUAGAGGAGGCGGCAAGUGAGAACCAGAGUCUUGUUACUGUGAGAGUGAAUGGAAUGGAACUCACUGUCGAUAUAGGAAAUAGAUCUGCUACAGACCCUCACGGAAACACCAAGGAGAUCAGUCGGGUGGCGAAACAUGAAGGAGAAACUCUGACUUUACCUUCUACCUGGGAUCCAAUGGGGAGACAGCAAGUUAUUGUGGUACCAUUGGCCGUUGGCACCCAAGAAUACACUAGUGUCAAGGGGAAGUUUGCUCAGACCUGCACCAGGACAAUCCAUAAGAUUGAGCGGAUUCAGAACCAAGCUCUUUGGCAAAACUAUCAGAUCAAAAAGAAACAACUUGACAACCAAUAUGGCAGCACCAACAAUGAAAUGCAGCUUUUCCACGGCACCGAUCAGAAUACAGUGAGAAAUGUCAAUCACAACGGGUUCAACCGCAGUUUUGCUGGAAGGAAUGCAACAGCAAUUGGCAGUGGGACAUAUUUCGCAGUGAAUGCAAAUUACUCUGCACAGAGCACUUACUCCAGACCUGAUGUGAAUGGGCUCAAACAGAUGUACCUGGCGAGGGUACUGACGGGAAAGUAUUGCCAAGGUCAACAUGGAAUGAUUACUCCUCCUGCCAAGAAUCAGUCUGAUCCAACUGAUCUGUACGAUAGUGUAACAGAUAAUACUGCCCAACCCUCCAUGUUUGUGAUCUUCAGUGAUAUCCAGGCCUAUCCUGAGUUCCUCAUCACCUUCUCAUGAGAAGCCUGGGGCUAACUAGGGACACAUUUUGCACUUUAUUCAGUUGGAGGGGCCUUAGUAUUCCAGGGUCCCCUCAAUGCUUCAAAAAACAAAAAUAUUACAGAUAUAUUAACAGUUGUGACUAAUCAGCAGCUAAUCUGAUUUUCAGGGGAUAUCUGUCCAAUAGAACUGGCAGAACUGACUGGUGCUUACACUGCCUGUACAAUUAAAGAACCAGGGGCAGGUCAGGCUCAUGCUGGAUUGGUGCAGAAUACACAGAGCCUGCUCCUCCUGUUAUAUUUUGGUGGAUUUGGUUGGUGAUGGGGGGGUCACAA